AUGGCGACUUUGUAUCCUCCCCCAAGCAAGCGCCAGAAGCUCGCUCAGGCCGAGCGCGCUCGCGAGCAGCAAGAACUUGAGACUAUUCCCUCCGAUUUGGGUAGUGUCCGAGUCCAGUUCUACGAUCAAGCAACCGGACAGCCCACCGGACCUGCAGUCUCGGUGCCCGUCGCCGAUGCCAAUGUCAAGAACCUCGAGACUCUGUUGAACACACUACAAGGAAAUGAAGAUGAUGAGCGGGUACCCUACCGCUUCGCCUACCACUCUGAAAAAGAAGGAGAAACAAUUGACAUCCUCCGUGAUGUGUACCACUCUCUCCUCGAGCCCGGAGUCAAGACAACCGAAGACACAGUAUCUCUCUUCUACACACCCCAGGCGGUCUUCCGAGUGAAAGCCGUUUCGCGAUGCGCCGCCUCUAUCGCGGGGCACGGCGAAGCCAUCCUGGCAACCUCAUUCUCCCCCAUCAACUCCUCCACCAUGGUCUCCGGAAGCGGAGACAACACCGCCCGUGUGUGGGACUGCGACACCGGAACCCCGCAACACACUCUCAAAGGUCACACCAGCUGGGUGUUGGCAGUCGCAUACUCGCCCAACGGUGCAAUGAUCGCCACUGGUGGUAUGGAUAACACUGUGCGCUUCUGGGACGCGAAAAAGGGUACUGCUCUCGGCGGUCCACUCAAGGGCCACUCAAAGUGGAUCACGAAUCUGGCCUGGGAGCCAUAUCAUGUGCAAGAGUCUGGACGGCCGCGUGUGGCGUCUGCCUCCAAGGACUCAACCGUGCGAGUUUGGGACGUCGUCUCCAGAGUCAUUGAUCAUGUGCUUACUGGCCACAAGUCCUCUGUUACUUGCGUGCGUUGGGGUGGAACCGGCAAGAUCUACACUGCGUCCCAUGACAAGACCAUUAAGAUCUGGAAUCCUAAGGACGGCACCCUGCUGCAGACGCUUUCUGCGCACGCUCACCGUGUCAAUCAUCUUGCUUUGUCUACUGACUUUGCUCUGCGCACUUCUUACCAUGACCACACUGGCAAGGUCCCUGGGACCGAGGCUGAGAAGAGAGCGGCUGCCAAGAAGAAGUUCGAGGAGGCAGCUACAGUGAACGGCGCCAUUGUCGAGCGGUUGGUCUCAGCCAGUGACGAUUUCACAAUGUACUUGUGGGAGCCGUCCGCUUCCAACAAGCCCGUUGCACGCAUGCUGGGUCACCAGAAGGAGGUGAACCAUGUCACCUUCUCGCCUGACAUGGCCUAUAUUGCCUCAGCCGGAUUCGAUAACCACGUCAAGCUUUGGAAUGGCCGUGAUGGAAAAUUCAUCACUACCUUCCGUGGUCACGUGGGUGCCGUGUACCAGUGCUGUUUCUCCGCCGACUCCCGCAUGCUGGUGUCUUCGUCAAAAGACACUACUCUGAAGAUUUGGGAUGUGCGCACCGGCAAGCUCCGCAUGGACCUUCCCGGACACAAGGACGAGGUCUUUGCCGUCGACUGGAGUCCCGAUGGACAAAAGAUCGGCAGUGGAGGUAAAGACAAGCAGAUCAAGAUCUGGCGGAACUAG
This is a messenger RNA of Penicillium brevicompactum, 1545 nucleotides long. Its product is annotated as Ribosome biogenesis protein Rsa4. The transcript is spliced from 3 exons. Gene Ontology annotation, molecular function: protein binding. Gene Ontology annotation, biological process: ribosomal large subunit assembly. The record is from RefSeq and is a predicted model, not a curated record. The coding region runs from base 1 to 1545 and encodes 514 amino acids. Gene Ontology annotation, cellular component: nucleolus. NCBI's taxonomy places the organism in Eukaryota, Fungi, Ascomycota, Eurotiomycetes, Eurotiales, Aspergillaceae.